CUAUCUUCUUUCAUCUCCCAACCCCAUUCCUACUAUUUAAUUUCGUCUCAUCGUCAACCAUCUCACAAAGUGAGAAAAUUGAAGUCCAAUGAGCAAUUACCAGAGAGCACCCGAAGAAGCAUACCCUCCUCCAGGGUUCGGAUCUCCUUACCCGCCACCUCAACCGGGUUACCCACCAGAAGUGUACCCUCCGCCGCCGCCGCCACCGGGGUAUUCGGGGUACCCUCCGCCGCUGCCACCUCAGCGUCCGCAGUAUGAUUCAUACCAGGGCUAUUUCAAUAACGGGUAUCCGCCGCCAGCUCCUCCGCCACAGUAUCAGUACCAGCAAGUGGAGCAUCAUCAUCAUCAUCGUCAUGAUGAGCCCGGUUGUUGUUGUUCAUUCUUGAAAGGCUGCUUGGCAGCGCUUUGUUGCUGUUGUGUGCUAGAGGAGUGUUGUUGCUUUUUCUGAUAAUCACACCACAAAAUAAAAUUGUCUCUUCGGUUUGGUGCACUUUUUCAUGGUUCUCUAGAGAAAUGUUGCUCCAAUUCGUACUUAAUGAUAUGUGUAGGAUAUGGUAAGUCUUGGUCAUUCUUGUAACUUAUUGGUGUUCCCCUCUGCCCCCCGAAUCCUGGUUUAUUCAUAGGUUCUGUGAAGUGGUCUAUGUCAAUUUCUCUGUGCGAAAACUAUGUUGGAAAUUGUAAACCGUUUCUUAUAUGUUAUAACAGUCAAUGAUAUGGUUAAGAUAA
This is a messenger RNA of Gastrolobium bilobum, 726 nucleotides long. RefSeq names its product cysteine-rich and transmembrane domain-containing protein WIH2-like. The record is from RefSeq and is a predicted model, not a curated record. NCBI's taxonomy places the organism in Eukaryota, Viridiplantae, Streptophyta, Magnoliopsida, Fabales, Fabaceae. The transcript is spliced from 3 exons. Bases 89 to 448 code for a protein of 119 amino acids.